CCCUUCCCUUCCUUCCCCAUCCCGCCCGGGUCCCCGUGAGAUGCGGCGGGGCGGAGAUGGCCGCCGCCUGAGGCGGCCGCGGCGGGGCGGGAAGCCGGGGAAGGUCCCCGCAGCGGAGGCCGAGGAGGAGCGCGGAGGACCGGCGGCCGCAGCAGAUAUGAAGCAAUGUGCCCUGUGAUACUUACUUUGCUGGUUCUCACCAUUGGAGGAUGGCUGCCAUCCUCUGUGAAAAUUGUUCUGGUCAGUACCACUACACCCAGGUCAACAAACCUCUUGAAAUCAGCUGCAUGCUGCUCCUGAUUAUACUUGGAAAAGUGUUCCUUAAUUUCUUCAUGUUGCAAGUUAAGCCAAAAAAAGUGAAAGUUACUUUUAUGGGAUACUUCUGUGCCUCACUAGCACUUCUCGAUUUCACACUUCUGCUGAGCAUCUCGUUCAUUUUCUAUUUUGAGGACUUUGCACUCUGGGGCGUGCGAUUUACAAAGUACCACAUUUGCCUGUUCACUCAGAUCAUUUCUCUUACCUACGGUAUUUUGCAUUACCCGGUGUAUCUUGUGGCUGGUCUGGAUUAUUACAUGACUAUCGCCCAAACCUCUCAAUUUCCUAAAAGAGCUCAAAGAUUACUUUAUUUAUUUGCUGUGGUUAUUAUAUGGAUUUCAGGGUUUUUUUGUAUUCUGAAAGUUCCCGCUAUCUAUGAAGAACUAGAAAAGCAGAACCGUUUUUCUCCUUAUCAGUGUCCUCUCUAUGCCAGCGUGCAGAGCUACUCAGUCUCCUGUGCCAUGGUGCUGCUGAUAGGCGCAGCUCUCCUGGCUUGUUGGAAGGAGGUCGUCGCCAUGCUGCUGUCUGUCAGGGUAGUUUCCUUUGCCAGCCAGCCCGUUCUGAUGUUCUCCUACGUGCCUAACGACAACAGCACUUGCUUUAAGCGGCAGCUCCUGACCAGGCUCCUCAUCUGUUUUCUUGGCACGUGGGCACCUUUUGUUCUUCUUCAAAUUAUCAUUUUGGUUCCCGGUGCUCAGAUUCCAGCCUACAUGGAGAUGAACGUCCCCUGGCUGUACUUCAUCAACAGCUUUCUCAUCGCAGUAGCAUACUGGUGUCGAUGUCACCGUGUUGAACUGACGGAGGAGAUGUGGUCUACAGAUCCAUUUGUCACCUGGAAAUUCUGCUUUAUGCCAUUUAACAAUGAAAACACCGAGCCAGCUGAUAAGCCAGGCACAGUCAUUGUAAUCUGUUAACGAGCUGCUAAGACUGCCGGUCAGUGCUGCGCGAGGGAGGCGCGUCGUACUCUGACGUUCUGUGCCCGUGUCCUUACAGAUAACGCGAGGAAACAUCUCCAGAGCUACAACCCAUGGAAAACAGUCCAACGUCCACCACUACUGCGAUGAAUAUUGCACCAGCGCGUGGGACGUUGUGUGCUUCCCCACCGGGUUCCGGUGGGCAGUAAGCACCUGCCAGUUCAGAGAGCCUUAACUGGAAAGAACAGGUUUAAGAAAAGACCACUACUUACAAAAUGCAAGUUUUCAGUUAAACCUUACGUUUAUUACUAGAAUUUUACACUUGCUUUAAAUGGAAUGAUCUCAGGUUUUAUACUACAAAAUGCAAUAAAAAGUCUUGAGCUGGAGCCCUUUUAACAUAUACGUACACGUGUUAACCUGCUGUCAAAGGUUCAAAGAACUUCUGCGGUUUUUGAAGUGUAUUUUCUUGUUGAAGUGUGACUUUUUGUCAGUUGGAUUUCAGUUACGGGUUGUUGUCUGUUUAAAGAGAAACAAAUUGUUUUAGUUAACAUAAAGCUGCAACUCCUACAGAAAUACAAACUUUGUUUACCUAGUACAAGAACAGUACAAGAUGUGCAACUUCUGCAACUACAGGAAAGGUGAUGUUUCAUUCUUUCUUUGCUACCGCUCCUCUACUGUCUAUAUGUACAUAUUAAAAAUUAAAUGAUUACAGCCAGAGCAAGAAGCAACAAGGUUGGUUGCUCUACAUAAAUACCUGCCCAAGGUUAAAGAAUGGUUUAAAUUAAAAUAUAAUUUAUUUUGAAGCCAAUAUUACUUUAAAAUAGUUAAAUUUGAAGUGGGACUGCUUCAGUAGGGGAAGAAUUAGUCAGGCUUCUAACAACACCACUCUCAAUUUUCAAAUUCUUACAGUUUCAUGAAGGUCUUGAUUUAAUUUUGUAGAAGAGAAAUAAACAAUACACAACCACA
This is a messenger RNA of Phalacrocorax carbo (great cormorant), 2195 nucleotides long. Lineage: Eukaryota; Metazoa; Chordata; Aves; Suliformes; Phalacrocoracidae. The record is from RefSeq and is a predicted model, not a curated record.